CAUCAUUGAAAGUGCUGGUGACAGUGCGCUGGGCUGUCAGUGUGCUGGUCUGUUGCCUGGGGAAAGCUGCCCAAGAAUAACAAUUAAGUAAACGUUAAUUAGUCAGCAGCUCUAGUUCAUUUGCUUUUAUCAACAAGCUAGGCUUAUAACUAUAGACACUAUUGAUCAGGGCAGCUAUGGACACUUACUUCCAUCUCCCUCUGCCCAUGUGUCAUGUCUUGAGUCUGACUGAGGAGGGAGAGGCUGGCUUGUACUGUGCCCCAUACAAAAGGUCACAGCAGGAGCUCUGGGUGGUGCUCAGAUGUCCAUAAGAAAUCACGAGGAUGAAUGCAUUUCUUUGGUGUUAUUUUACUGGGAUGCUUUAACCACUUCUCUUUAUAUCCACCUUCCACAUGGGAUUUUGUUGGUGGGUCACAUGGAGCUCAGAAGUUAAAGGGCAGCUGAUUUCUCCAGGGCUGGGAUCAACCAGCUACAUUGUGCUGGUCUCAGCAGAGGGGGAAUAGAGGAUUGUCAGAGCCACAGGAAGGCAAUCCUUGCCCUUUAGUGCUCAAAGCUGCUUGGACAAGUCCCAAGCACUGGCUGUUUCCAGCUGCACGUGAUAAUAGAUUGUCAAUGGGAAUCUGUUUUCGAGUUCUCUGGCCAUCGGUAGUAAACAGUGGAAGAACAGUGGCUGCAGGGACCUCCUGUCUGAUGGCACAAGGGGAACUGGUAGGGAUAGCAGAACAUGUUUCCCGAGUGGUUCAGAUCUUCCUGUUGAUCUUGCCUUUCUGGAAAGAUUCUCUGAAGCAAGCUCCAGGCAAAAUCUGCAAGGGACUCGUUCUGGAGGUGAAGCAGAUUCAUCUCCAACACAGACACAGCACAGAACACAGGACAAGUUCCUCCCACCUGCAUUCCCAUAGCCAGGACCUCACAGCCCAUGAGACAAUGCUCUGCACACAGUGGCCCAUUUCAUCCUUGACUUCUCCCUGAAUUAACUACAAAGGAGAGGGUGCUGGAUUAGGGAUUUCCUUCUUUUUCAAAGGUGAAGACGAAAGGCUUUACUCAUUUGUUUUGUUCCAAAUGCAUCUCAAAAGGUCUCCAAGCUAUUAAGGCACCCUCAAGAAGUCACAGUUUUACAUUAUGGUGACCCCAGCUCAGGACUCUGACCCAGCAGAGCAGGAUACACCCUUCAAACUGUCUAUAAUCAGGAUGUUAAGUACAGGUUUUGUGGUUGCUGGUUUCAGGGUUUUUUGCCCAGCAUCUGCUUUUGCUUUUCCCUCUUAAGUCAAAACAAGAAGAGAACCUAAGAUCCACACUGGAAAGGCUGUUGUAAGCUCUAGGUCAGAACAAGUGGUUCAGAAGUAGUUUGGGAUUGGAACAUGAACCUGCCAGUUGCAGCAAAUAGACUUCCCAAAAAUGCUUACAGGAAAGAGAAACUAUAGAUCAAAUUCAGGUAAAGCCAAAAGGUAAUUCAAGUUCAGCACCAGGCUUCUCUCUGUGCUGGGUUAAUUCCUUGGCCAGAUCUUUGUCCCUGACAUUGAAGCACGCCCUCAGAAAAAGAAUGAAUGAAACUGAGUAGGAAGAAAGAAAAGAGCUUUGAUUUCUAACUUGUGCUGCCUCCAUGUUUGCAUGGAAAUCCAUUCUGCAGGGAGGGAUCAGAAGGCUGGGAGCCCGGGCUGCCAGGCAGGCUCAGUCACAGCUGUGUUCUUAUCACCCAGAGAGACCAUUUGGUGCCUGAAUUCCAAAGAUUACCUCAUCCACAGGCUUGACUGAUCCUUUUUUCAGGUGUCAUCGCCAGGCAGAGCUGAACAGAGCAUCUGAAAGUGAGGAGGGAAGGUGCCUGAUCCACCCCGGGUGCCUCUGGGGAUAUGGACUAAGUUGUCCUGAUGUCCCUGUAAAUUCAUCCUGGAGCUUCAUUUGAGGAAAGGAUUUCCUGACUCAAAAGCUUCCUUCCGCUCUUCCCCUUCCCAUAACUUCCCUCAAGAUGGCAUCCGAUAGCCCUGAGUCACUGAUGGCCCUGUGCACUGAUUACUGCCUUCGCAACUUGGAGGGGACUCUCUGCUACCUGCUGGACAACGAAACUCUCCGGCUCCAUCCUGACAUUUUCUUGCCAAGCGAGAUUUGUGACAAGCUUGUCAAUGAGUACGUGGAGCUCGUGAAGACAGACAGCAUCUUUGAACCCCAUGAGAGCUUCUUCACCCUGUUCUCAGAUCCCCGGAGCACCAGGCUAGCUCGGAUCCACUUGCGGGAACAGAUUGUGCAGGACCAGGACCUGGAGGCCAUCAGGAAGCAGGAUCUUGUUGAGCUUUACCUGACUAACUGUGAGAAGCUGACAGCCAAGAGCCUACAAACCUUGGUGAGCUUCAGCCACACACUUAUCUCCCUUAGCCUCUUUGGCUGCUGUAAUAUCUUCUAUGAGGAGGAGAACCCUGGAGGCUGUGAAGAUGACUGUUUGGUGAACCCAACUCGCCAGGUCUUGGUGAAGGACUUUACUUUUGAAGGCUUCAGCCGCUUGCGCUUCCUGAACCUGGGCCGCUUGAUCGAGGGGGUAAAUGUGGAGACGUUGCUUCGGCCUUUGGCCUCCCUUGCAGCUCUUGAUCUCUCUGGGAUCCAGCUGAACGAUGUGGGAUUUCUGACCCAAUGGAAGGACAGUCUGGUUUCCUUAGUGCUUUACAACAUGGACCUUUCAGAGGAGCACAUCCAAGUGAUCGCACAGCUUCGCAAGCUCAGGCACUUGGAUAUCUCCCGAGACCAUCUGUCCAGUUACUACAAAUUCAAGCUGACCCGGCGGGUUCUAAACCUGUUUGUGGAAAACUUGGUAAACCUCACAUCGCUCGAUAUCUCAGGGCACACCAUGCUGGAGAACUGCACUAUCCCAAGCAUGGAGGAGAAGAUGGGCCAGACAAGUAUUGAGCCAGCAAAGAGCAGCAUCGCUCCCUUCCGGGGUCUGAAACGACCGCUCCAGUUCUUGGGCCUUUUUGAAACAUCUCUCUGUCGCCUGACGCAUAUUCCAGCCUACAAGGUGAGUGGAGACAAGAACGAAGAGCAAGUCCUGAAUGCAAUUGAGGCUUACACUGAACACCGGCCAGAAAUCACAUCCCGGGCCAUCAACCUCCUUUUUGACAUAGCACGUAUUGAACGCUGCAGCCAACUGCUGCGAGCCCUUCAGCUGGUGAUCACAGCCCUCAAGUGCCACAAGGAUGACAAGAACAUCCAGGUGACAGGCAGCGCAGCACUGUUCUACUUGACCAACUCAGAGUAUCGCAUGGAGCAGAGUGUAAAGCUGCGGCGCCAGGUCAUCCAGGUGGUGCUGAAUGGCAUGGAGUCCUACCAGGAAGUCACAGUACAGCGGAACUGCUGCCUGACACUGUGCAACUUCAGCAUUCCCGAGGAACUGGAGUUCCAGUAUCGCCGGGUCAACGAGCUGCUGCUGAACAUCCUCAACCAGAGCCGGCAGGAUGAGUCCAUCCAGCGCAUCGCUGUGCACCUCUGUAAUGCUCUGGUCUGCCAGGUGGACAAUGAUCAUAAAGAAGCUGUGGGCAAGAUGGGGUUUGUCAUGACAAUGCUGAAGUUGAUUCAGAAGAAGUUGGCUGAUAAAACGUGUGAUCAGGUGAUGGAGUUCUCUUGGAGUGCCCUCUGGAACAUCACUGAUGAGACCCCUGAUAACUGCGAGAUGUUCCUUAACUACAGUGGCAUGAAACUGUUCUUAGAGUGCUUGAAAGAGUUCCCUGAGAAGCAGGAGCUGCAUCGCAACAUGUUGGGCCUCCUGGGCAAUGUAGCAGAGGUGAAGGAGCUCCGCCCACAGCUCAUGACCUCCCAGUUCAUCAGUGUGUUCAGUAACUUGCUGGAAAGCAAAGCAGAUGGGAUUGAGGUAUCCUAUAAUGCCUGUGGUGUGCUCUCCCAUAUCAUGUUUGAUGGUCCAGAGGCUUGGGGUAUAUGUGAGCCCCACCGAGAGGAAGUUGUAAAGAGGAUGUGGGCAGCAAUCCAAAGCUGGGAUAUCAACUCCAGGAGAAAUAUCAAUUACAGGUCUUUUGAACCAAUCCUUCGACUUCUUCCACAAGGGAUCUCCCCAGUCAGCCAGCACUGGGCUACCUGGGCACUGUAUAACCUGGUCUCUGUCUACCCUGACAAGUACUGCCCACUGCUGAUCAAAGAAGGUGGGAUCCCUCUUCUGAAGGACAUGAUUAAAAUGGCCUCAGCACGGCAAGAGACCAAGGAAAUGGCCCGGAAAGUUAUAGAGCACUGCAGUAACUUUAAGGAGGAGAACAUGGACACUUCCAGAUAGAGGCAGUCCUCUAACGCCUCAUGCCAGCACUGUAUCCAGCUUCUCUCUAAUUCACUGUAUAUAGGGAGGACUCUUUCUUACCAACACGCCUGUUGGAAGGAAACUUUAUGUGUGUGUGUGAGACCCUCAGUAGAUGAAGGUGAACAGGGGAGGCGGGGAGGGACUUUUUGCACAACAAAAUGCUUUCCUUAAAUUAGUGGACUUUUUUUGUUAUGAAGUUUCAGGUUGAAGUUCUGUGUGUAUGAUUUCUGUAUAAAAAGAAAAAAAAAAAAAAAGCAAAGACAACUACACUAUGUAUCUUUUAACCUUUUUAUUUUAGACCACACAGAGCCUCAAAUGACCAUGAGCUUGAAGACCUACUUGUGUGAUCACUAGUGUGACGUUUUUAUUUCCCACUUUUUAGAAAAUUCCCUUUUGCUGUAUUGCAUGAGGUCCUGUAAUGUCUGCAAGAACACCAGUCCCUAAUUGGCAUUGGCUGCUCAGUGGGGCUGCAGGCAGCAAUGAGUUACUUAUUUGGUUAGAGAUGUUGGGGGGGACAAUACCCGAGAAUUAUAGCAAAAGAACAGACCUUUUUAGUGUUAAUUGUAAAGGGAGGAAAUGAAGAAGAUCUUCCAAGUUAAUUCACUCCCUUAAGGGUUUUUAUAGAAGACUCACAUUAAUGGAAGCAUUGCUAACUGUAUGUGGGUCAUUUGGAAGUAAGACAUUCCCAUUAAAGUCAAGAGGCCUGGUUUGUCCCCUCUGGCAGUGCAGUGGGAUCUGCCAGCCCAGCUAGCCUCAAGACCAGGAAUGACCGGUAAAACCAUUUAGACAUUCUUGGCUACACAGAGCUUUUCUCUCUAAGGGAGCCUGUGCAACAAGGAACAAGAUUUGUUCACAAAGGGCUACACAUCUUCAUUCAGG
Messenger RNA from Pezoporus flaviventris, 5164 nucleotides. It is a transcript of the gene ZER1, whose product is annotated as zyg-11 related cell cycle regulator. The record is from RefSeq and is a predicted model, not a curated record. Gene Ontology annotation, cellular component: Cul2-RING ubiquitin ligase complex. Bases 1964 to 4264 code for a protein of 766 amino acids. The transcript is spliced from 16 exons. Lineage: Eukaryota; Metazoa; Chordata; Aves; Psittaciformes; Psittacidae. Gene Ontology annotation, molecular function: protein binding.